This is a messenger RNA of Impatiens glandulifera, 2030 nucleotides long. Its product is annotated as AMSH-like ubiquitin thioesterase 1. Gene Ontology annotation, cellular component: endosome; membrane. The record is from RefSeq and is a predicted model, not a curated record. Gene Ontology annotation, biological process: protein K63-linked deubiquitination; protein K48-linked deubiquitination. The transcript has 14 exons. Gene Ontology annotation, molecular function: metal-dependent deubiquitinase activity; protein binding; K63-linked deubiquitinase activity. Lineage: Eukaryota; Viridiplantae; Streptophyta; Magnoliopsida; Ericales; Balsaminaceae. Bases 159 to 1763 code for a protein of 534 amino acids.
AUCUCAUGUCGUCAUUCAUCUUCUCUCUCCAUUGAAAACGACUGUCCAACUUUUCUCCUUCCAGAAUCAAACUAGGUUUUCCAUUUACGAAAAAUGUCGAUCUGUUAAAAUACGAGAGAAGAAGAGGAAGAAAUCAUCUAACAAGCCACGAUAAGAAGAUGCGUUCUUCAUCAGGGAAAAUCAACAUCUCCGCCAGUGCUCAGAAGCUUGAUGUUGACAAUCGGAUCUCUCUGCGUUACUACUUCCGCAUCGCCGACAACGUCCUUAAACAGGCUGACAUAUUUCGGGAAGAAGAUAAUAUAAUUGAUCUGUAUGUUAUGCUCCUUAGAUUUUCAAGCCUGGUCUCUGAGACGAUACCAUGCCAUCGAGAGUACAGAGCAUCUCCACAGGGCAGUAAAAUGUAUUUGAAAAAGAGGUUAUUAAAGGCUGUCAAUGAACUCGAGAAGUUGAAGCCAGAGGUUCAAAAGAAGAUUGAUGAGGUCAACAAAAAGCAUAUGUAUCAAAUAACUCGGUAUGAUCAUAAGGAAAGCAAUAUCACAUCGAAUUCAUCAAUGGAAUGGCCUUCCAUCAAAAAUCACAACACGAUGAGUUAUGCUAUAACAAAGGCCCCAGGAAUUGUUACUCAGAAUUUUGCAUAUCCAGGAUUAAGGCCACAGUUGAUGCAUAACAAGCCACUUGAAGAACAAAUUCAUAGAUUAUCUCUAAGUGUGCCCCGUGCGAAGGAUGAGACUCUUUCUAGGCAUUCUAUUUGGGGCCCAAAUGGGCUUCAUGGGCAAUGGAGGCCUCCUAGUUCUUAUAAAGUCCAAUACCCCAGUAGUAUAGACUUGACACCUGUUGAGAUACCAAGGUUACUUGAGACAGCAGAAAAUGAAGUGUCUAAUGAAAGUAACAUUGCACACUCUAAAACUGAAAUAUCACAUCUAAAAAUAUGCCAAUCCUCAGAAACUAGACCUUCUGAAAAUGUCGCUGAGAAAUCUGAGCAGGAAAGGUCAUCAGAAGAAAUCAUCUCCGUGAACACUAAGAAGGAAAUGCGCCAUACCGAAGAACUCGAUUCCUUGAUUUCUUUUGAACCAAUAGAAACCCCUGUUCAGAUAAAUAUCAUUAGACAGCCUUCUCCUCCACCUGUUUUGGCAGAUGUACAGGAUUUGGUCGUUGCCCCACCUCCAAUCACACAGGGAGAAUUUGUAUCACAGAAUUCCAACACUGAUGGUCUUGUGUCUUCUGAGGCUCCUCUGGAAUUGCAUAUUUCGACGACAUUAAUGGAUAGCUUCAUGAGGAUGGCAAAAUCUAAUACGGACAAGAACUUAGAAACAUGUGGUGUACUUGCAGGUUCACUUAAAAACCGCAAAUUCUCUAUCACAGCACUUAUCAUUCCAAAGCAAGAAUCAACAUCAGAUUCAUGUCAGACAACAAAUGAAGAGGACAUAUUCGAAGUGCAGGAUAAGAGAUCACUUUUCCCAUUGGGUUGGAUUCAUACACAUCCAACACAGUCAUGCUUCAUGUCAUCAAUUGAUGUUCACACCCAUUACUCGUACCAGAUAAUGUUGCCAGAAGCAAUCGCAAUCGUUAUGGCUCCAAAAGAUAGUUCAAAAAAUCAUGGAAUUUUCAGGCUAACCUCAGGUGGCUUGACAGUUAUACGACACUGUCCUCGCCGUGGGUUCCAUGCUCACGACCCACCUGUGGAUGGUGGGCCAAUCUAUAAACAAUGUACAGAUGUUUACUUGAACCCCAAGACAGAGUUCGACGUUAUUGAUCUACGAUGACUCUCUUCAAACAUAUAUUCAUUGAAAAACAGUAAUCUCUUGAAUGAAAAUGUAAUUACCAUCAUUUGUUGCUCUAUACACUUGAAAUAAUCUUUGUUUGAUGGUCUGUAAAACAAGAUUCUAGCAUGUCAAGCUAGCUAUUAUUACAUAUUGGGACUAGAAGAAAAUUAUUGUUGGUCAAUUUAAAGCUGAGUGUGAAUUGUAUUGUUGAUAACAUAAUCCAAAAACUUUGACGUAUUCCUAUAAUGCUAAGAUUUCUUGCUUCUA